Molecule: messenger RNA, 1731 nt
Organism: Chenopodium quinoa (quinoa)
Lineage: Eukaryota; Viridiplantae; Streptophyta; Magnoliopsida; Caryophyllales; Amaranthaceae
Product: protein FAR-RED IMPAIRED RESPONSE 1-like
Exons: 2
Coding region: 1-1731 (576 amino acids)
Biological process (GO): regulation of DNA-templated transcription
Molecular function (GO): zinc ion binding
Source: RefSeq, a predicted model, not a curated record
AUGAGGAAUUUGGCACAAAGUGCUGGGGGAAUACGUGAAAUUGGAUUCCUAAAGAAAGACUUGUACAACACCUGUGAGAAGUUCAAAAGAGAAGAAAUAAAGGACGGAGAUACAAAAACUGUGUUGGCUUAUUUACUUGGGAAAACAGCCUCAGACCCAUCUUUUUUUCUUAGAUACACACGAGAUGACCAUGAUGGGAUAGACAAAAUGUUUUGGUGUGAUGGAAUAUGCCAAGCAUAUUACAAGGCUUUCGGGAAGGUAAUAGGGUUUGACACUACUUACAAAGUCAAUGCAUACCAGAAACCAUUCGUUGUUGUCGUUGGAGUAAAUCAUCAUAGGAAGACCGUACCCUUAGGUGUUGCGUUGAUUGCAAACGAAACAACAGACACAUACAUAUGGGUGCUAGAACAAUUGAAAGAGGCCGGUGGCAAUGUUGCUCCAUAUACUUUUAUCACAGAUGGGGACAAGGCCAUGGCUGCAGCUAUUACGGAGGUUUUCCCACGUGCACAUCAUAGGUUAUGUCUGUGCCAUCUUAUGCGCAACAUCAAGGGCCACACAAACAAACGGUUUUGCAGUGGUUUUAUGAAAUGUGUAGACGGUGCUCGUACACAAGCUGAGUUUGAAGAGGCUUGGGAAGACUUAAUGAAAGCAUACGUAGCAUUGAGAGAUAAAAAGUGGGCACAAGAUCUAUACAAGGACAAGGAAAAAUGGGCGGAGGCUUUUAUGGUGGGACAAUUUUAUGCAGGCAUGAGAAGUACUCAAAGAUGUGAGUCCAUGAAUAGUACAUUGAAAACGGUCAUAACUUCAAAAAUAAUGUUGUACCGUUUUGUGGAGUUGUAUGACCAAGUCCUUGAGCAUAUACGAUUUGAAGAAGAUAAAGAUGAUUACAUCUCUACACAUACAUUUCCUGUAAUUACUGGGGUGUUACCUGAGAUAAAGACACAAGCAGCACGAACCUACACAUGGAACAUGUACAAAUUGUUUUUGAAGGAACUAAAUUUUGAAUCAGGACACAUUAUGACCAAGACUAAGGAAGAAAAAGGACAUCGUGAUGGGGCUUCAACCACUUUUUGGUUAAACGACUGUGUGAACAAAGAUUGCAAUUACGUUGUCUGUUACAACAAGAAACUACAACAAAUGGUUUGUUGUUGUAUGAAGUACAACUCCAUUGGGUUACCAUGUCGACAUAUGUUUGCUGUAAUGAAGUUCACUGGAAUGGUUGAGAUACCAUCUGGCUGUAUUCUUCGUAGGUGGACAAUCAGAGACAAGGUUCAUGUGAAGAACACAUUCAAGGAUCAUGAUUUUCAGAAGAGAAAUGACCAUGCAUCAGCAAAUGGACGGUAUGCAUUCCUAACGGGAUUAAGUGCACAGCUUUGUAGAAUGGUUUCUUCAUCGUAUGAUCGAUCAACUUGGGUGAGAGACAAGUUAGCAAAAAUGCUCUUGGAAAUAGAAAAUGAGAAAAUAAAUCCCAAGGAUAAGGACAUCAUAAAAGAUCAAAAGGUUAAGAAAGGAAAAAGUAGGGGUAGACCCAAAAAAAGUGAAGUCAAAACUACUGGGAAUGAAAAUAUCGACCAGGGGGUUCCUUUUAUUGGUCAUGAUGUUCAUGAUAUCACUCACGUGGUUCGUAAUGUUGCAGCAACAUCUGAAACAAACCCGUCACCUGUCAAAAGUGGUGGUUUCGUAGAGCUAUUGAAAAACUUCCUGCCAAGGACAUACAAUACUGGUGAUUAG